GCCACAUCAUGUCCGUAGCGAGGACACCUUGGGUCGUUCGUACGUUUAUGAUUUUUUUUAAAUUUAUGUAUGACGUACUUGAAUCCCUUUUAUAUUCUUGUACAUUAAUGUGUGUCAGAUGGCUUUUUGUUGAUGUCACGUGCACGUCAUCUGUUGCUGGAUUAGGGUACUACCGAGAUGCUUUAGAUCACAUGUGUGAUGAUCAAGUAUGUCUUGUAUAUCAUUAAGUGUAAGUACUUUGUUUUACGGUUUUAUAAACUAUGAUGUCACAUUAUUUUGUAUUAUAGAUGAUGUGGAUGUCGUACACUCAUGAGAUUUUAGGACAGUCGCCUCAUGUUGGCCGAGAGCACACUGAGAUUUGGCGAGCACGUGUGCCCUUGAUAUGUUUUCAUGUAGUGGAGCAUCACUUUCCUGAUCGCGUACUACAACAGUUCGGAUUGCAGCAGGUUAUUUCCGGACCUUGUGAUACAUAUGUGGACUUACACAAGAUUGAUAGACGAGAGAAGCACACUGAAGAUUGGGGGAUGCAUCAUAUUCAGUAUAUCACUAUGUGGGAUGAGAGAGCGGCGUAUAUAGUGCACGGGACCCCAUCAUUAGUCCCCACAGCCUCUGCAGAUUACAUGAGAUGGUUUUACACCAUCACAUGUUCAUCUCUCCCAGUUUUCAUCUACCCACCGAUCAUUAUCAGUCCAACUCAGUCGCUCUUCAUGUGAUGGUAAACGAUAUAGUCACUAAAAUAACUUUAUUUACUUAUUCAUGUGUGGUUUUCACUAAUAACCAUGUUUGUAUUGCAGGCACGAGCUUUGCAUAGCAUCCAUGAUAGAGCGACUGUUGUACUUGAUGAGGCGGUAGAUGUACAGGGAUAUCAUGAGGCAUGUUUGGGCAUUGUUGCAUUGUGUGCUGAUGUAUUGGGCUGAGUAGAUUAUGGAUAUAUGGCCCCCACCCAGUAUUCCACGACAUAUACACCCACAGCAGGGUCUUCUCAAGCAGUAUGACACGAUAGACACUACUAUAUUUUUUGCUAUUUGCUGCUACCUAUUUGCUGCGGUCUUUAACAAAACCGCAACAAAUAGUAUAUUUCUUUGGGUAGUUUGCUGCGGUCAGAGAAACCAGCAUCAAAUAGUAUAUAAAUUUAGGGUUAUUUGUUGUGGUCAAUACUGAACCGCAACAAAGAGUAUAUAUUAUUAUGGUUUGUUGUUGCGAACAGAAUGAACCGCAGCAAAAAGAUAAAUGAUUCUCGAGUACUUGUUGCGGCCGCGAUGAACCGCAUCAAUUAAGUCAUAGGCGGAAGAAGAAAUUCGGAAAGUUUGAGUUUAAUCGAUGCGGUAAGUUAACCGCAACAAAUAAAUUCGAAAAUUACCAGUUAGAAAGAACGUGCAGCUCGCCCAAAUCCUUAUGACUUAUCUCCUCCCAGCAGUUUCCAACUAGUUCCAGCCCACGAUUUUGACCGCCGCAGCCUCGACCUUGCAACCCUACCGGCUCAUGCCUCCGGCUAGCACCGCUUCGGCCUUGGAAUUCUGCCGUCUCACACCUCUGGCUCACACUGCCUCGGCCUUGCUAUCCAGCCGCCUCGCCCCUCCACUAGCAACGCCAUCUCAUGCCUCCGCCCGUAUAAAUAUAUCUGAAUAUUUACUUAUCAACUCCUGGUUGUAUUAUUAAUUGAUUUUGUUGGUGUUAUUCCAAUUUUGAAUUUGAAUUACGUUAGUGUUUAUUUGUAUGCAUUUCUUGCAACUGAAUUUGUAUACUAGUUAUGUUGCUGAUUGUAAUCAUUCUGUAAAGGUUGCCUUUUUUAGAACUUGUUCCAUUUAAGGGACUUUUCCCUUUGAAUUGGAAAUGGAGUCAAUCUAUAGCACUAUAGCAGCUCAACUCUUACACUUAUUGAAUCAUUGUCCAGGUACAUGAAUAAUCAAGGCUCCUAAUGUUGCUUUCGUUCUUUUGGAUGUAGACUGGAGAGAUACAAUCCACCAAAUGCAAACAAUCUUUAUUCUCAAUAAACAGUUCAAUUAACUAUAUUUCCCUUUUUUUUUAAUU
Molecule: messenger RNA, 2031 nt
Organism: Cuscuta europaea
Lineage: Eukaryota; Viridiplantae; Streptophyta; Magnoliopsida; Solanales; Convolvulaceae
Source: the annotation of a GenBank genome assembly